UGUCUCUAAUUCGAUCUACUUGAUCAACAGCCAUCAGCUUCCUUGCCUAAUAGACACAUCAUCUUUCUCCCGCCACCCAAUCCAGAUGGUCAUAGCCCCUCUCCACAUCCCACAGGCGCAUAACAACCCAUCUGUCUGGAUCUAGCUCCAAGCUCAGCGCACCGCCCUAGCAUCCUCUAAGUAAAUACCUUGGGUCGGCCUCGCCACGCUUCAAGCUCUUUCCGCAUUCUACAUCCUGCUAUCCUCCUACAGUCUUCUUCCCGGCAGAGGAACUCUCCGGAUAUUCCAUCCUAGACAGUCAAUUUCUGGUUCAUUCGCGUCACAGCAACAUCAUCAUAUUAUUUAGACGUCAACAUUAUCCCGUGAUAAUGACUUCCUUCAAUCCUGCUCCUGCGCAGAUACAAGCUGCUCAAGACCAUACCUAUGGAAGCAUGCCCACACCUACUUAUAUGGGAAUGGUUGAUACUGGCGCACAGUGGGACUAUGUGGGACGCAGAGGAAGCAGUAGAAGUCGAGAACCAUCCGCUUCUCCUCAGCGAGCAGCAACGGAAUCUGGCAUUCCUCGAACUUCGACCCAUGCAGCGAGCGCUUCCGCGAGUUCAUCCUACGCUCCCGUCGCUGGCGCAUCUGGUCAAGCGUCUUCCGCUCCUCACGAACCCACGAUAAGAGAAGAAGCCACAGCAGUUGUUGACAGAAGUAUGCGGGCUCAUCAGCAAACCACCGGACCAAGCAAUGGAAACGGGAACUCCCAACCAAAGAAGUCCAAGGUCAGGAUGGUGGGAGAUUGGCAGCUGAACAAGACCCUGGGGGCGGGAAGUAUGGGUAAAGUGAAGCUGGCGACCAACAUUGUGACAAAAGAGAAGUGUGCUGUGAAAAUUAUUCCUCGGUAUACCGACGCGAACAGGAAGGAAGAAACAACAAGAACGCCGGAAGAAGUUGAGAAACAGCGGUUGAAGGACGAAUCUAAGGAGAUUCGAACAAUUCGGGAAGCACACAUCUCCCUUCUCCUCCAUCAUCCAUAUAUCUGCGGCAUGCGGGAAUUUAUCUCUCACCAGAACCAUCAUUACAUGGUAUUUGAGUUCAUCGACGGCGGUCAGAUGCUUGAUUAUAUUAUUUCUCAUGGUCGACUUCGAGAGCGCGCGGCGAGGAAAUUCGCUAGGCAAAUUGGAUCAGCACUAAACUACUGUCAUCAAAACUCUAUCGUCCAUCGAGACCUAAAGAUCGAAAAUAUUUUGAUAUCAAAGAAUGGAAACAUCAAGCUCAUCGACUUCGGCCUUUCCAACUUGUACUCUCCGUCACGUCAUCUCUCAACAUUCUGCGGUUCAUUAUAUUUUGCCGCGCCAGAGUUAUUGAACGCCAGACCCUACACAGGUCCGGAAGUUGACGUUUGGUCAUUCGGUAUCGUCAUCUACGUCCUGGUGUGCGGAAAGGUACCGUUCGAUGAUCAGUCAAUGCCAGCUUUGCACGCAAAGAUUAAACGUGGUGUUGUAGAGUAUCCGAGUUGGUUGAGUGCUGAGGUUAAAUCUCUGCUGAGUCGUAUGUUAGUCACUAAUCCAGCGGAAAGGGCGACUUUGGCAGAAGUGCUCAGCCAUCCGUUCAUGACAAAGGGUUAUGACGGUCCCCCCGACUCUUUUCUCAUCCGACGCGAGCUGCUUCGCGCCGAAGAGAUUGAUAUGAACGUCGUUGAAGCGAUGGAAGGCUUUACUUUUGGUGAUGCCAACACCAUCUACCGUAACCUUCAUAGCAUCCUCACCUCUGAAGACUAUCUUCACUGUGUUGCUACUUUUGAAGCCCAUCGGGAGAAGUUACGCACUUCUAGUCCUGGUGUCUCAACGAACGAUCCUAGUGACUCACCGAAGAAGAAGAGGUUCAGCGGCUUCGACCUAAAGAAGCGGUUAUUCAAAGAGGACAAGAAGGUCGAAGAGGCACCAUUCAAGGAGAAAGUCAGAGAUCCGACCAAGGGUUAUGAUCCGCUCAUUUCAAUCUAUUUUUUGGCGAGGGAAAAGAUCGAAAGAGAGAGAGUGUUUGGUCCUGGUUUCUUUGCCUCAUCGCAAUUGUCGUUGGAUACAUUUAAUACCAGUCAAGGUUACGGUAUGGCAGUUCCCAAUCUUCCACCACCCGCGUCAACACACGUCAUGGGUCACGAUUCUUCACGAGGUCCCGACUUUGCCUCUGAGCCCCGACCACGGUCCGACGAUGUCCCCAACCCUGUCAUGGCCCACCCUUCAGCAGACCGAGAACAGUCCAAACUCGCCGACAUUCCUUCUGCCGUCCACCGCCGGCAACCUUCCCUCAGCCAGCCACCGUUACCCAGCAGUAUGCCAGCUGCAGUAGAAAGGUCUGCCGACGAGGGUUUGACGAAAAAGUUCAGUAUGCUGGGGCGCGGGCCUCGACCGCCCUCUGCCGGUCCUGCAGGACCGUCUCGCUCAGCCUCUACUAAACGUGAGAGCAUGACUGCUUCACCUUCCAUGCCUAUACAAGAGCACCGACGUGCGACCACUGUCGUCCACAGCGACAAAUCCAAACAAGAAAGGCGGGUAUCAGUCGGCAGCUUUACCAACUCUGUCAGCAAAGCAAGCGGCUUGGCGAGGCGUGCAUCCCAGCGCGAUCGACCCCCUGCGACACCUCCCGAUUCUCGAUGGUUGAACGCACCAGCAGAAGCAGAGGAAUAUCACCAGGUUGAGACUUCGGUUCGGCCGUCGUCUACUCCCCGCGAACCCGAGCCGGAUACUGCCAACGAACCUCAAAGCUACGAUGAUGUCAAACCAAGUUACCUCAAGGGUAUCUUCUCUGUCUCCACCACUUCUACCAAACCAGCCAACGUGCUUAUCCGAGAUAUCGCCAUGGUGUUGGACAGGAUAGGCAUCAAGCACCGCCCGAUCAAGGGCGGUUUUGAGUGUGUCCAUAUGCCAAGUAUAGACCUUGCGAGUGUGGUGAAUGGUGACGAGGCGAGUACUAGUUUGUCGAACGUCCCCUCUCACGCUUCUGGUGCAAGGCGGAAACAGAGCUUGAGACGAAAGGGCAGUAAGGUCAAUAUGAAUGGCAUAAGUAGCAAUGGUGCUGGAAGUAGGGCAACGAGUCCGGGACCGCAUAGAGUCUUGACUGGCAAUUCAAGCGGUACGGUCAGCGGUGGCGAUGUUGCUCAUUUGUCGGUGCCAUCAGGCAAGAACCGACAUCAUGUCGGAACUGUGGAGGAAGACGAGGUGGAUGCGUGGGCUUUGGCGCAAAGUGGAGGAGCUGGAAGCAGUUUAAUUGUCCGAUUCGAGAUCUUUGUGGUCAAAGUCCCUGUUCUUCCACUUCACGGAAUACAGUUCAGAAGAGUGGGAGGUGAUGGAUGGCAGUAUCAAAUGUUGGCCAAGGCGAUCCUUCGCGAAAUGAGAUUAUAGUCGGGCCGAGACCGCAUUAUGGUAAGGCUUCUAGAUUCUAGACUUCAAAAGCCAAAAGUCUAGGUGGAGGGCAGGGAAGAUGGAAAAAAGGGGGAGAGAGCGAUCAAAGGUGGAUUUAUGGCUGUUUAUGCUUAGGAUGGUUAUACUCUUUACAAUUUUUUUGCUGUCCGCUGUGGACUGUGGAUCUCUAGACUUUGGAAAGCGAGAAAAGGGGAAUGCGGAAAAACAUAUUUUAGGAUGAUUGCAAAUCGCGUCCCAGAUCCUUGGUGAAGCCUUGAGCGGUGGAACGGCGGAGUUAAUCAGCAGAGAACAGUAAAGUUAUCAGAUAUCAAGAUAUACCCGACAAGGAAAGAGAGGGCAGAUGAUAAACGGACAAGGAAAAAGGAUAAAAAUGGAUCUGUAUAUGAUACGUAGAUGUAUGUUCUUCAUGAUAGUCUGAUUAUGCCUUUUGAAUAGAUGUUAAUGAGUGAUGUGCGUC
Molecule: messenger RNA, 3864 nt
Organism: Cryptococcus deneoformans JEC21
Lineage: Eukaryota; Fungi; Basidiomycota; Tremellomycetes; Tremellales; Cryptococcaceae
Product: protein kinase kin1, putative
Exons: 4
Coding region: 369-3386 (1005 amino acids)
Biological process (GO): intracellular signal transduction; microtubule cytoskeleton organization; protein phosphorylation
Cellular component (GO): cytoplasm
Molecular function (GO): protein serine/threonine kinase activity; ATP binding; tau-protein kinase activity
Source: RefSeq, a predicted model, not a curated record